CUGCCCGGGUUAUAGAAAAGUUAUGAAGAAAUUAAUAUUUUCCACCCUAUCUGUGAUGGGCCGGAUCGAUAUGUUGAAACACGUUAAUAAACAAACCGUGAUAAUAAAUAACAACGUGGAUUAACACCAGCUUAAUUCUACUAUCCUUGAUUACCAAUUUAUUUGUUAGAUAUUUGAAAAAUCUUAUAUUUAAGUCUUCCAUUUAUUCGUCUUUUGUUCAAAUUAUUCACGAUUACGGACGGAUUAAAUUACGGGCGCUAUCAAUAAAGAUUUAGCCUUAAAAGUGAUUUAACAGAAACGAGAUUUUACAAGCGGAUUUUGAUAACUUCUACAGAGCUGAAAGCUAUAAAUUUUAAACGUAAAUUAUUACUCUGAAUGGGUACACAUAAUAGCAUGUUUUAUGUUCAUUUUGUCCUACUGUUAAAUUCUUAACAACCGCGUUGGUUGACACACCGUUAAAGUGAUCGAUUUGGUAUACAAGUAGAAAUAUUUAUUUUUUCAAAUUGGCUUUAAUUAUUUCUAAAGUAAGUGAAGUAGACCGGUGUUUUCUUUUAUAUUUUUUUAACAAACGGUCAAUACUUAACAACUAUUUAACCACAUUUGAUAGAUUUGAUAAUACACAGGUUGGAAACAGCAGCAAGUGUUAAAAUUAUAUCAAUUUAUGUGAAUUUAACAGUGAUUGAAUGAAUGAUAAACGAGAAAAUUUGGUUCUUUGGAUGUAGAUAAGUUACGAGAACGUGUAGAUAUUUGGACGUGUGGAUAUUUGGAUGAACUUGAACUAGUCAAUAAAAAUGACUGGAUCUAACUCAGACCCGGACAAAUCUUUCAUUAUCGUGAAAUAUGGAGAUAAUGAAGAAGCAAUAUUUAACCCCUGGUGUUCUAGCCACACGUUGAUGGAAUGGAUAAGAAAAAAAUGUAACUGUGACGAUGAUAUUGCGAUUGACCUGGUUGACAUGGAAGGACAGGUAACGAACCUAUCUGGACGAGCGAAGGAGUAUGCCACAGAAGUUGUUACUGCCAGGGGCAUUUAUAUACUUAUACGAGUUGAAAGACUUCCUGACAAUGGCCAGUUUCAUUACACUGCUCUUUUAAAUAACUUGGAAGAAACAAAUCCAGAAUUAAUGGUAAAACUUAACAGUAUGUCACGUCCAACAACAAGGGCAAAAAAUAUCAAACAAAAGGGAGGCAAGAAAACCCAACCUCAAAAACUACGCCAAGAAUCUGCAAACAGAAGACCGUCAAGCAGUGAAAGAAAGAAAACUAAGUGAAAACCAAUGUAUAUGCAUCUUACUGUAUGAUUUAUUGUGAGCAAGUGUUGAAGAUGUAUUCGUGUAAUUGUUAUAGAAUUUGCAAGAUAUUAUGUAGAUAUUUAUGAGAAAAAAAAUACAAAAACAGCAACAACAACAACAACAACAACAUUGAAACAACAUUUACCUUAUCAAAAUAAGAUAGAAAUGACUUGAGACGAAAUUUUCUUUGGUUACAAUAAGAAAACUAGCGAUAUGCAUCUUUCAUUUUUGCUGAUACUCGUCACCUAUUAAAUUAAAUAAUGUCCUCUUUAUACUGUAUAGCAUAUGUAUAGUAUUAUGCCUUUACCAGGACAUUGUAUGUAAUUCCCUAUUUUCUAACUAAACUCCAUUUCCGAAAUGCCUAUAAUUAAAAAGAUAAUAUGACCUGCGUAGCAUUACACAUGCAUAAAUUCCGAUAUAGUAUACAGGCUUCUUGUGCUACAGGGAUAGGAAGGCACUGCGUGAACUUUGCAUUAAGCAUUUGUUACCUUGAAUUAUUUUGAAUUCCAUGUAUCCUUGAAGGUAAACUUCUUUGUGACUUUACAAUGAUAGAAGGUCUGAAAAAAUGCAUUUAUAAUUUUUCUUACAAAAUGUCUUUCUCCUUAUGCCAAAAACGCAUUUUUACAUAUACUGUAUUUUAUUGUAAGCCAUUCUAAUUAACUAUCAUUUGCUAUAAAUGUAUAUAAUUAUAUCAAAAGAAAUAUCCAUUGCACACACUUGUAUUGAAAGAGAACAAACCAAAGUCGUACUGUGCCUUAAUACAUUAAAGACUGUCAAUCAUUUAAUUUUUUGUAAUCUUAUAUGUGAAGCGUGUUUCAAUUUAUUUAAAUGCCCUUUUUGAAGUCAUGCAUUGAAGUAUUUAACAAGUUUAAUAUUUUGAAUAUAUCAUACAAAACGGCCGAAUUAGAAUAAUAGCUUUUUGUAUGCAAACUUAAACCUUUUUUUCAAAUUGAUGUAUAGAUAAUUUCACACAUAGACAUCUGUUUUGAUCAUGGAAUUCACACUGAAAGCAAAAACACAUCAUACACUUGAUAAUUCAAUGAACAAUUUUGCACAUCCUAACGGGGUAACGCGCCAAAAUAAUGUUGCAUUUAUUUUCUUAUUUUAUAGAAAUGUAUCAUUUUAUUUAAACUGUGAUAAAUUUUAUUGUUUAUGCCUAAAUAAAAUAUUAAAUGAACAUCCCUUUCA
Molecule: messenger RNA, 2477 nt
Organism: Ruditapes philippinarum (Manila clam)
Lineage: Eukaryota; Metazoa; Mollusca; Bivalvia; Venerida; Veneridae
Exons: 5
Coding region: 792-1268 (158 amino acids)
Source: RefSeq, a predicted model, not a curated record